UCCCGGCGGGGCGGACACGCGUGGGAGGGCAGGGGGCGGGGAGGGGGGGUGGGCGGAUGCUACCGAUGCUGCUGCCGAUGCUACCGACACUCCCCCCCCCUCCCCAAGCACCGGGAGUGCCCCCCCCGCGCCGCCGGUGGGGGUCGGGCGCGCUCGCUGCGGUGGCGGGGACGCCUCCUCGCCGUCGCCAAGGCACCGGCUGCCCCCUCCCGACCCGCCCUCCCGGCCCCCCCCACUCCGACGCCGCCCGGGCGACCGUGGCUUUAGAUUGUUACUGUGCCGCUGGGGGGGUAACAGUCUACAGCCAUGGUCGCCGGGACAGGCGGACUCGCACCGCGGGCAGCACCGGCUCCCCCCACCCGCCCACCCCCGGGGGUCCCCGAGGCGGCGGAGGCGGGGGGUCCCGUCGGGGGCGGCCCGCCUCCCGGGGCAGUAGGAGCUCACAUGCAGGAUGCAGCUCACCGCACAUCAACUCUUACUGUUCGGGGGGGCGGGCGCCGAGCGGCUCCUCCUCGGGCAGCGGGAACCGUGGGGACCCCCCUCCCCGGAUCCCCCAUCCUGGCCCCCGCCCCGCAGCCCCUCACCUGCCCUCCCGGCGGGGACACGGAGCCCCUCGGGGACCGUCCCCGCCGGGCUCGUCCCGCCGCAUCUGUCCGCUCGGCAGCCGGGGUCCCGUGCCCCGUGCCGUGUCCCCCCGGCUCGCCGCCGGUGCGCGGGGGGACCGCGGGGCCGCCGGCGGAGCGGGGCUGGCGGCGGGGCCGGCGCGGCGGGGACUGAGCGCGGCCGGCGGGGCCGGGGCGGGGGCGGCCGGGGGCGGUCGCAGGUUGCACAACCCGCCCGGCGCGGCCAGGAGAUUCCUGAGCGGCGAAGUCAGAGCGGCCCGGCCUGCCCCGGCACCGGGCACCGGGCCUUCAGCAGCCGGCGGCGACCGGUGCUGGCCGGGCAGGGCUCCUCGUGGGGGGCACCGGGGACUCACGGCCCUGGAGACGGAGAGAGGGGGCUGGAAGGGCUGUGCUGACCACAGGAGGGGAGGGAGGUACCUCAUCCCACGGGGACACGGGGAUGUAGGGUCAGGCCCAAGAGGGUGAGGCUGGCAGUGGCAAGAGGGACAGGAAGAGUCCCUGAGCAAGAACUUUCAGUCCUGGGGUGCUGCAGAACAGGACUCCUGCAGGUGUCCCACCUAGACCGAGUAAGGGUCACUCAGGGUCCCCUGGCCACACUCUCCAAAGCAGCCCCAUUUGGAUCCCUCACCCAUCCAUGGGGUCAUGCUGCUCACCUGGCAGCUCUGCCCUCACCCAGACAGGCAUGGCCAUCAGCAGGUCCCCAGGGGCCAGCAGGGCCACAGUGGGACACAGGAGCUGCAGGCAGGGGAGGAUCAGAGGUAGCAGGUCCCUGCUGUGCCCUGCUGUGUUUCUUGCUUGCUCCCUUUGAUUCCUGCUUUUCCCGUCACUGCUGUUGGUGAUGGGACAAGCGCCUCACACCCCCAGGAUGGGAUUUUUGGGCAGUCCCACCAGCACUCAGGUAAACACAGCUACGUCCAGCACAUCCAUGCUGCAAAGUUGCCACUGCCACAAACCCCACCCUCCAUCCUCUGGGAAACACCUCCUUGUUUACACCCCAUCAACAGCACCACAGUGAGGUCCAGGCCACGGUGACAUCAGUGUCCCUUCCAGGGUACCCCGGGUGAGGGGACACGUCCCGUGGGCAGUGCUGUGGCCCCUUGGACCCCACUCUCCAGCCGGGGAACAUUCCAGCUGCAUUGUUGUUUUGAAGGCCAAGUCUCUCCCGCUGACACCCUGGAAUCAGUUUUUCUUCCAGAGUCCUUAAAAAUAUCCUGGAUUCCUGACACCAGGACUUGUCUUCCAACGGCGCUUCCAAGCCGCCGGGCCCGGGGCCAGCCGCCAGCGCCAGGGGACAGAGGCUGUCCAGCUCCCGUGCUCCUCCUCAGCACAGAGAUCGCCGGGAAGGAAUGCGGUGCCAAGGAGGAUCACAGCCCCUGCCACGGCCUCUUCCACGGUGGAUUGGUGCUCUGCAGGGCACAGGCAUGGCACAAGCACUGCCUGACCUCGCCAACGCACCCAGCGGCUUCGGAGCAUGUCCCUGUGCACGGCCAGGAGGGUGGGAAGGGUCUUAUGGCACCUGCAAGCCAUGACCCUACAGAGCCCAGCAGCUGAGGACAGGGGUGGACACUGCCUCAGCGAAGGUCCCAAGGGACUCUCCCAGAUGGGAUUUCCCCGUGCAUCCCUGGGAAAGCACAUGGCCCCUGAAAACUUCUUAGAGAAACCUGUCACGCACUCCUGGCUUUGCCAAGUGGCAUCCUGGAACCGUAGGAAUUUAGGGUGGGCCUGGGGGGGCUGAGUCAGCAAAGCUGGGGGGCUGCAGGAAGAGGUGCUGCUGUUGCCCCCCCAAAGGCCAGGCAGGUGCCCACUGGCCCCACACGCUGCUGCUGCCAUCUGACAGCUCUUGGCCAAACGGCCCUUUGUGAUUCAGCCGUGUUUAUCCCAGCCUGCAGCCCGGCCCAGCGUGGGUUUCCAUGGAAAACUUCCAUCCAAAACAAGGAGAGAGAAGGAGCUACAGCAGGAGUGACUCAGCCACAACUGGAAGCUUCUGCGAGUGAAGCAGGGAAGGGGGGGCUGUUCCCUACGGCUUGGUCCUGCUCCAGCAGCGGGGCCCAGGCACGGUCCCGGCUGUCCCCUGCCCGUGCCACUGCCACUUCAAAGGCAGGACCUCGGCAGGUUUGGGGAAGCCUUGCUGCAAAACCAUCUGGGAAACACAUCACCCUCCAGGAGAGCCCCCUCCCCACACCUCUGGCAGGCCCUGCCAGCAGGGACUGAGGAGGAAGAGCGUGAGAUGAGUAAGGCUCAAACCUGGCACGAGCCGCACCUGAGGUCGCUUUUUCCAGUGCUGCCCACAGCAACCCCUACCCGUGCCUGGUGUGCUCAAGGGGGUGGCUGGCAGUGGCAGUGACCUCGAGGUGGCAGUGGCACAGGGGGAAGGGGUGAGGGGAGCUGGGGAGAGGUGGGAGAACAGCCGGGAGUUUGCAGGGAAGCAGCAGCAGCGGCAGCACCGGGAGUGUCUCUGCUCCUGCCGGGCUCUUCCUGCCCUCCCCGGGACACUGGGACAGGGCUGGGGGCUCUGCUCAGCCAGGGAAGGGGCAGCAAAGCUCUGCCUGGUCGAGCCCUGGACUCCAUGCCCACAGCAGGCUCCUCACAAGCAGGGCCCCAGCCAGGGUCCUUCCUGUCCCUGAGGUCACACAGGUGGCUCCAGUGGCUGCACUGGGGUAUGGAAAGGCACAUCUGGGUACAGGGGUGACAUCCCCCUGCUGAAACACUCAGGCUCCUGCUGCUGCUGCUGCUGACACUCGUGACUGUCCCCAGGGCCCUCUUGUCCCAGGCAAGUGACACAGCUGCCACCCAGAUCCCGGGCUCACUCCAUCACCCCCCUGUUCAGCCACAGCAACUGGCCCACGCUGUUUUGGGGGAAAAAACACCUCCCCUGGGCCAUGGCGGGUGAUGGAAAAGGGAACUCCCCUGCAUGAAGCUGAGCGAGGGUGGGAGGCCAUCAGCCAGCCUUGUCUCCAGGUUACCUCUGCGGGCAGCCAGGCUCUGUGGCUGCAUCCCAACAACAGACCUGGAUCUGCGAGAGAGGCAGGGGCCAGCCGAGGGCACCUCGCCAGGAAAGGAGGGAGAGGAUUCCCAUGGCAAACCCCUCCGAGCCGCUUCCCUCCUCCCACCACACCGGCAGCAAGCAGGACCUCCCUCCGCUGCUCGCACAGGCACCUCCUGCGGACAAAGGUCGCGUUUAUCUGUGUUUAUUAAUUUAUUUAAACCGCUACAGCAGA
Messenger RNA from Passer domesticus (house sparrow), 3841 nucleotides. Its product is annotated as collagen, type I, alpha 1b-like. The record is from RefSeq and is a predicted model, not a curated record. NCBI's taxonomy places the organism in Eukaryota, Metazoa, Chordata, Aves, Passeriformes, Passeridae. Bases 57 to 1088 code for a protein of 343 amino acids. The transcript has a single exon.